AGAAUAUUUUUCUCCUAUAUAAAUGGACACAGAUCAAUACAUUUAUGCAAGUAAGGAGGCACCCAAGACAUGCUAUUUAGCUCCACACAAAUAGUUCGAAGAUGAUUCAUUGUCUUUUAGUAUCCCAACAAAAACUCCGAACUUUCUUUGCAUUUGCAACCACCAAGUUGUCUUAUUUUACCAAAUCUGCUCGGUGGACUAGAAAAAACUUCAUCCAGUACAUCUGCCAAAACAAUCCACUCUUUGUCCAUGUCACUUACUUUGCCUUGAUUUCAUUUGCUGGAUAUGCAGCACUAAAGGUCAUCAAGCCACGAGAUAAGUUAAACACUCUAAGGGACUUGGAUGUGCUAUUUACUUCUAUAUCUGCAUCAACUGUGUCAAGCAUGGCUACUGUUGAAAUGGAGGAUUUCUCAAGCGCUCAGCUCUGGGUUUUGACUAUUUUAAUGCUGAUUGGUGGUGAUAUAUUCACUUCAAUGCUUGGCAUUCACUUCAUGAGAGCCAAAUUUGGUAGAAAAGAGCCAGUCAACACAAGGGAUCACUCAUCUUACAUUGAUAUAGAGCCUAUUACUUCCACAAAAUUUAAUCCCAGCACUCAGGACAUGAAGGUUACUGUUUCAUUUUCUGAACCCCACAUGGAAAAUGAAGGACAUGUAGAGCCCAGUACAAUCGAAUUUUUUGGUUUUGUAGUGAUGGGAUAUCUUCUAAUGACAAACUUAGGCGGCUCACUACUUAUUUACCUCUACCUUAACCUGGUACCAAGUGCACAGCAAAUUCUAAAGAGAAAAGGCAUUGGAAUGGUCAUAUUCUCAGUAUUUACAGCCAUCUCCUCGGUAGGAAAUUGUGGUUUCACUCCAGUAAAUGAGAAUAUGAUUAUCUUUCAGAAGAACUCCGUUCUCCUAUUGAUAAUUAUUCCUCAGAUAUUAGCAGGAAAUACAUUGUUUGCACCAUGCUUGAGAUUGAUGGUGUGGUCAGUCGAGAAGAUUACUGGAAAAAAGGAUUGCCGAUACAUUCUUGAACGUUCAAAGGCCAUUGGAUAUAAACAUCUAAUGAGUAGCAGGGAGGGUGUAUAUUUGAUUUUAACUGUCGUGAGCUUCAUCAUUAUGCAAACCGUAUUGUUUCUCUCUUUGGAAUGGAACUCAGCAGCUUUGCAUGAAAUGAACAGCUACCAAAAGAUAGUAUGCGCUCUAUUUCAGUCGGUCAAUUCAAGGCAUGCAGGUGAAUCCAUCACAGAUCUGUCAAACCUCUCUUCAGCAAUCCUAGUCUUAUACACCAUCAUGAUGUAUCUUCCUGGUUACACUUCAUUUUUACCCAGAAAUGAUGAUGGGGAUUCUAAGACCAAGAUGAUAAAAGAAAGAAAAAGGCUAUUGGAGAACUGGAUCUUCUCACAGAUUUCUUAUCUCGCCAUCUUUGUCAUACUGAUUUGCAUCACCGAGCGAGAAUCGAUGGCCACAGAUCCACUUAAUUUCAAUGUUUUCAGCAUAUUGUUUGAAGUUGUAAGGCAAGUCACUGAAAUUCACUGUAUUGAAUGUAAUAAAGCUCUCUCUCUCUCUCUCUCUCUCUCUUUUUGCAACAUUAUCAUCACUGAACAUCUGGCUCUGAUGACUGACUGUUGCAGCGCAUAUGGAAAUGUGGGGUUCUCAGUUGGUUACAGUUGCAAGAGGCUGCUGAACCAUGAUGCACACUGCAAGGAUGCCUCGUAUGGGUUUGCCGGGAAAUGGAGCGACAGCGGGAAAGCAAUUCUGAUCAUCGUCAUGCUUUUCGGGAGGCUUAAGGCGUUUAACAUGAAGGGUGGAAGAGCCUGGAAGCUUAGAUAGCAUCUACCAUUUCCAGAAUAUAAUUUCCUGAAUAGUGCUGAUCAGCUUCAGAUGUACACAACAGAGCUGGUGACAGAUUCGAGCCUAGCUUAGCAUGACAAAGGUGAUUCGGUGAAAGGCGCCCAUUAGCACUGUUGCCUUCCUUCACCAAGAAGCCAUCUUUCGACAUAGUUGUGUUAAGAUAUAUUGAAAAUGCUACAUUGGUAUCCACGGCUCGAUCCCGUUUCUAGGGGAAUUUAACUUUUUCCCACUCUUACGAGUGGUCAAAACAGAUUUGUCACUCAGUGUCUAUGACAUA
Oryza brachyantha (malo sina) is the source of this 2112-nucleotide messenger RNA. RefSeq names its product probable cation transporter HKT6. The record is from RefSeq and is a predicted model, not a curated record. Gene Ontology annotation, molecular function: monoatomic cation transmembrane transporter activity. NCBI's taxonomy places the organism in Eukaryota, Viridiplantae, Streptophyta, Magnoliopsida, Poales, Poaceae. The transcript is spliced from 2 exons. Bases 102 to 1814 code for a protein of 570 amino acids. Gene Ontology annotation, cellular component: plasma membrane. Gene Ontology annotation, biological process: monoatomic cation transport; transmembrane transport.